Molecule: messenger RNA, 1191 nt
Organism: Fusarium venenatum
Lineage: Eukaryota; Fungi; Ascomycota; Sordariomycetes; Hypocreales; Nectriaceae
Product: Lactonase, 7-bladed beta-propeller-domain-containing protein
Molecular function (GO): 6-phosphogluconolactonase activity; protein binding
Source: RefSeq, a predicted model, not a curated record
AUGCACACCAAGACAUUGGGAGUAGUCCUCGGCUCUGCCGCGUUGGCCAACGCUAUUAACCUCUUCGUCGCGGAUUAUGGUGGUAACCUCAGCACGCUGAAGCUAACCGAAACACAAAACGGCCACGAUCUCACUGUUUCUUCAUCGUCACGCGAUUGUCAGCCUAGCCCAUCUUGGUUGACACUCGACAAGAAGAACAAUGUUCUUUACUGCUACGAUCGCGGUGGUCAGAACCCUACUGGUUCACUAAACUCAUUCACCAUUGGAAACAAUGGUGCUUUGACGACUGUUUCAAGAGUCAAGGCACCCCGGGAGGGAGUAGCUGGCGAGAUCAUCACCGGUAACAAGGGAAAGCGUGGAUACUUUGGUGCAUCCUACACCCCCGGCGUUGCAUCUGUUUUUGCCCUUGGUGAGCAAGGUGCUCUCCCUGGAACCGAGCAACUUCAACAAGUCUCUUCGACUAUCGAGAAGAUAGGCCCGAUCCCUUCACGACAAGAGGCAGCUCACCUUCACCACGUCAUCAUCGACCCGACUGGAAAGUAUGUCAUCACGCCUGAUCUCGGCGGCGAUGUUGUCCGCGUCUGGUCUUUCGACAAGGACAAGCUUGCCCCAAUUGCUGAAGUGGGUGCACUCAAAGCCCCCGCUGGCUCUGGACCUCGCCAUGGGUUCUUCAAGGUCUCCAAGACCGGUGAAACUUUCUUCAUCUUCAACGGUGAACUUGACCAGAAGGUGUACUCUUACCGAGUCAAGUACACCCGUACAGGCCUUUCUUUCACAAAGGUCUUUGAGAUUACAUCGCUCAAUGCCAAAUUCCCUCCCAACACGGCUCCCAUCAGCGAGAUUGCCAUGAGUCCCGAUGAACGAUUCGUGGUAGUGUCAAACCGUGAAAAGUCCUUCGCCACUUCCAUCGAAGCGCGCUCUGGAUCUUCAGACACCCUUACCACAUUCUUGAUCAAAGAUAACGGUACUCUUGAACCAGUUCAGGCUGCUCCCUCAGGAGGUUGGCUUCCACGCCAGUUCUCCUUCAACAAGGCUGGUGACAAGAUUGCUGUCGGUCAUCAGGUCAACCAAACUGUUGUCAUCUGGAAACGAGAUGUCAAGACAGGCAAGAUCAUCACUGAGCAGGAAGGCGGAAAGUUGGCACAGAUCAAGCUUACGGGAGAUGUCGUUGCAACAAUUUGGGAUGAGUAA